Messenger RNA from Mycena citricolor, 461 nucleotides. Lineage: Eukaryota; Fungi; Basidiomycota; Agaricomycetes; Agaricales; Mycenaceae. The record is from the annotation of a GenBank genome assembly.
CAGGGUUUAUCCAUGACUCUCGGUCGUGGGGCAGUCGCUCCGUCAGAUCACUGCAGACAUCCCUGGGUGCUCUACUGGGAUAGCAAUCCCCUCCCGUUCUUCUCUUCGGCCAAUUUUCUGCCAGUCCCCUCUCGUUCAUCUCUUCGGCCAUUUUUCACAGGGUCUAUCCAUGACUCUCGGCCGUGCGGCAGUGGCCAAGUCAGGUAUUUUCGAACUCCCAUCAGUUCUUGGAAUCCAUCACUUCCUGGGCUUACUCUUUCCGGGAACCGAGCAACCGUCCGGAUCGCACUGGUACCAAUCGAUCCCCGAGUCCCCACUCAGCUCUUCCAUGUCUCCGGACGUAUUCGCAGCUGGGAAUGAAGGAUGCACAUAUUACGUACAUUUAUACUGACCGACGUUGCAGUUCGGAGGAGUGCGCCACUCCGAGGGGCCGCUCUGGCCCCAAGCGCGCCGUCGGUUCC